Sphaeroforma arctica JP610 is the source of this 339-nucleotide messenger RNA. RefSeq lists its product as hypothetical. The transcript is spliced from 2 exons. The annotation marks the transcript as partial. The record is from RefSeq and is a predicted model, not a curated record. Lineage: Eukaryota; Ichthyosporea; Ichthyophonida.
AUGCUGGUAAGUGUGUGUAUCAUACAGACCAGAGUGGUGAAUGUGGUGGUAAGUGUGUGUAUCAUACAGACCAGAGUGGUGAAUGCGGUGCGUCUGUGGGUAGACAAUCACUUCGAUGACUUCUUUGAAUAUGCCGAUGCUCUGGAGGAACUGAUGCUAUUUUCAGAACGUGCUGAGAAGGAUACACACGCCACUAAGUCCAUCCAGGCGACUAUGCGUGUGGUGGAUAAGAAACGGGCGGCACAUACGGACACUGGCCUUCUCGGCCCAGCAAAGAGGGAAAAGCGCAACUCGGUGGUGUUUGGUGUAGCUGCGCCAGAUAUACAUCUGAGCAAUAGG